AUGGCUUCAAUCCCAAACUUGAAUACACUGCGGACUGGCAGACGAGGCAACCGACUUCGAGGACGACGCGGAGGACCGUCAAGCUCCGGUACAGACGAUGGAUCGAUACGGAGUGACGAGCAAGCGGAACAGGCUCGCGACAGAAUCAUCCAGCAAACGGACGGCGAUGCCAGCAGCAGUCGGAUGAGCGCUGUCAAUCUGGGCUAUCUUGAAGACUCAUACGCGACGCGGCUCUAUCAGCUGGGCGAUGAAGUACCGAGAAGGUAUCCGAUCAUAAAUCGGGGCACUUACGUCCGAACGAAAGCCAUCGACAGGCUCGUAACACAGUUCCUGGAGACGCAUCCCGAUCAACGAAAACAGAUUAUCUCUCUCGGUGCCGGAUCCGACACUCGUUAUUUCAGGCUAUGUGCUGGGAAGCGCAACGUUGUGUAUCAUGAGCUCGACUUUGAGGAGAAUGUGAAUCUCAAGAGAAACGCGAUCAGAAAUGACAGCGAGCUGGCGCGCAUGGCACUGCCUCAAGAACAAGGCUCGGCGUACCACUUGCAUGCGAUAGACCUCAGAGUUCUGACGAACAAGUCUCCUCCUAUCAUACCAGGUCUGGAAGCGGAUCUGCCGACUUUGAUUCUCAGCGAAUGCUGUCUCUGCUACUUUCCACCUGAUCUGGCUAUUAGUGUUGUGCACUACUUUACUAUGAACAUCAAAGCAAGCUGCGGCCUAGUUCUCUACGAGCCGAUUCGACCCUUUGAUGCUUUUGGUCGGACCAUGAUGUCAAAUCUGGCCUCCAGGGGAAUUGAGAUGCGCACUUUGAAGAAGUACUACUCGCUGGAUGCACAACGGCAGCGGCUGAGGGUUGCUGGAUUUGAGAGCGGCCAGGGCGCGAGAGAUGUGCAUCAAAUUUGGGAACAGGACGAGUGGAUCAGCGAUGCAGAACGACAGCGUAUCGACAAGCUGGAAUGGCUAGACGAGGUCGAAGAGUGGAAAUUAUUGGCUAGUCAUUAUUGCGUUGCUUGGGGUUGGAGGGGCGACAGUUUCACUGCUGCGUGGGCUGAAGUACAUGGCAAUCGAACUCAAGCCGAGGGUUUGGACGAUGACAUGAUGUGAUUGAGGGAUGCUUCUUUUGCAACCGCGUCGAAGCAACAUGACUGUAUCGCUAGCAGGCGGCAAGACGGGAGCAAUCUGUGCAGAGAUUCUUGUGCUUCAAGCGCUGGCCGCUCAGGACCUUACCAAACACCGCGUGAACCGGCUACACAUACGCUUCCGGUCCUCUCGAAAGUCUCCGCUAUAGGACGCGCAAGCGUACAUUCAAGCCUGAAUGCCUGGGAACGAAUGACCGUGGCCAAGAACAGCGCAGCGCAUGCAAUCGGAAAUAGGUACUUUCCAACUCUCCCCCGGCAUUCUUCUGUUUUGUUGUUGUACAGUUCAUCAAUUACGACCAAUCUUAU
This is a messenger RNA of Cercospora beticola, 1442 nucleotides long. It is a transcript of the gene PPM1, whose product is annotated as leucine carboxy methyltransferase. NCBI's taxonomy places the organism in Eukaryota, Fungi, Ascomycota, Dothideomycetes, Mycosphaerellales, Mycosphaerellaceae. The record is from RefSeq and is a predicted model, not a curated record. Gene Ontology annotation, biological process: C-terminal protein methylation. Gene Ontology annotation, molecular function: protein C-terminal leucine carboxyl O-methyltransferase activity.